Messenger RNA from Baudoinia panamericana UAMH 10762, 1451 nucleotides. RefSeq lists its product as uncharacterized. The coding region runs from base 220 to 1329 and encodes 369 amino acids. Lineage: Eukaryota; Fungi; Ascomycota; Dothideomycetes; Mycosphaerellales; Teratosphaeriaceae. The record is from RefSeq and is a predicted model, not a curated record. Gene Ontology annotation, molecular function: protein binding. The transcript has 3 exons.
UCACGCUUUGCAUGUGCCGUCCCCUCUGCAAGCAGAGCUAGCUCUGCACGCGCCCACGUGAAUACAUAGAAAAUAAUACCUCUCACGCUCCGGACAAUGCAGCAAAAGCCAGGGCAGAAGAAGUUCCAGAAUUGCUCGUAGCACCACCCCGCGUCCACACACACGACACCUUUCACAUCAACGUCGAAACGAAGAACAAGGUUUUUGCAUUUCCGCAACAUGGCAGACACGAACGGCGAGGCGAAUGGCGAGGCGAAUGGCACGCAUGAUGCAGCCGCUGUGCCAUCGAAAGGAAGCCCUCCACGUAGUAGGUCGGGGUGGGAUGGUAAACUUCGUGUGAACAAGCAAGCAACACUUGUGAACCCGGAGGCACUUGAGGAUGCAGAUUACUCGGACGAGGAUGCACCGCCGGUGGACCAGAUUGAGGCAGACGAAGACCUACUUGAUGACGAGGAUCCCAAUACUGAGGAGAUCGACGUCCAGCACUCCCGCAUCGUGUCCAUCCCUGCGCUCCGCCUCGAACGCUUCCCACGACUACGGCGGUUAUGCCUACGACAGAACAGCAUACAGCAUAUCAAACUGCCGGACGAACUGGCAUCCACAUUGCAAGAAUUGGAGCUAUACGAUAAUCUAAUCAAACACAUCGACGGCCUUGAAACCUUCACGGAACUCAAAAGCCUCGAUCUCAGUUACAACAAGCUCAAGCACAUCAAAAACAUCUCCACCCUGCGACACCUGGAUCACCUAUACUUCGUACAAAACCGCCUCACUCAGAUCGAGAACCUUGUCGACCUUACCGAGCUGGUCUACCUCGAGCUAGGCGCGAACCGCAUUCGCGAGAUCGAGGGUCUCGACACACUGAAGAAGCUCGAGCAUCUCUGGUUAGGACAAAACCGGAUAGCCGAGCUCAAGAACCUUUCUAGCUUGACCAGCCUCCGCACUCUCAGCAUCCAAGCAAACCGGCUCACUUCACUCUCAGGCCUCCAGGACCUGCCCCAGCUGACCGAGCUCUACGUCUCCGACAACCAGAUCUCUUCGCUCGAGCCUCUCCAGCAUAAUCCGAAGCUGGAGAUCCUCGACUUCCAGACUAACCCAAUCACAUCACUCGCGGGUAUCGAAGGGCUGAGGGACCUUGAAAACCUGUGGGCAAGCAAUUGCCAGAUUGCUGAUUUCCGAGAGAUUGAGAGGGUGUUGCGGGACAAGGAGAAGCUGGAAGAGGUGUACUUCGAAGGCAACCCAGUUCAACGGCAGAACGCGGUGUUAUACCGUAACAAGGUGCGGCUGGCGCUGCCGCAAGUCCUUAAGAUCGAUGCCAGUAAGUGUUCCUAGGGGAGAGUGUUCUCUGCUCAGCGUACUGAUGGCAUCUAGCAUACGUCAAGGCGAUGUAAAGCGCCCGCGAUAGUAUUAUGCUUGCUGAAGCGUUCGUUGCGAGGUGUUGUGGAGCGGUGCCU